This is a messenger RNA of Paramisgurnus dabryanus, 2672 nucleotides long. RefSeq names its product peptidylprolyl isomerase G (cyclophilin G) (gene ppig). The record is from RefSeq and is a predicted model, not a curated record. Gene Ontology annotation, cellular component: mitochondrion; cytoplasm. Gene Ontology annotation, biological process: protein folding; protein peptidyl-prolyl isomerization. Gene Ontology annotation, molecular function: peptidyl-prolyl cis-trans isomerase activity; cyclosporin A binding. Lineage: Eukaryota; Metazoa; Chordata; Actinopteri; Cypriniformes; Cobitidae.
CCACAAUGCACCGCGGAUUGUCACGGCGCCAUCUUUGGAGCUCCGCUCGCUGAGGACACGAGAACGCGCUUUGAUGGUGUUUAUUUUUGUCUUCGCAUCAUUUACGUUUGUUUAACUUCAACCAGACAUUGAGAUGGGGGUGAAGGCGCAGCGUCCUCGCUGCUUUUUUGACAUUGGCAUCAGUAAUGUUCCAUCCGGGCGAGUUGUCAUUGAACUUUUUACUGACAUGUGUCCCAAGACAUGCGAGAACUUCCGCUGUUUGUGCACCGGUGAAAAGGGGAUUGGGAAGACUACCCAGAAACCCUUGCACUACAAAGGAUGUCUGUUCCACAGGAUAGUGAAGGACUUUAUGAUACAAGGAGGAGAUUUCAGUGAAGGAAAUGGCAGAGGCGGUGAAUCCAUAUAUGGAGGUUUCUUCGAAGAUGAAAGUUUUACAAAGAAACACACAGAGGAGUUCCUGCUUUCAAUGGCAAACAGAGGCAAAGACACAAAUGGCUCACAGUUCUUCAUAACUACAAAACCUGCUCCUCACUUGGACGGAAUUCAUGUGGUGUUUGGUCAGGUGAUCUCCGGCCAGGAGGUGAUCCGGAUGAUCGAGAAUCAAAAGACGGAUCCCAACAGCCGACCCUACGCCGAGGUCAAAGUGCUCAAUUGUGGGGAGCUUGUUCCAAAGACUAAAGCAAAGAAGGAGAAAAAGAAGCAUCAGUCUUCCAGCGAGAGCGACGAUUCCUCGGAUAGCUCCUCAGAUUCAAAGGAGUCGGAAAAGGAGGAAAAGAAAAAGCGGAAGAAACACAAGAAAGAACACAAGAAAAAGAAAGAACAGAAGCCUAAAAAAGAGAAGAAAGGGUCUGAUGAGGAACAGGCUGAUGCUGAACCUGUGUCAACUGUCCGCCCAGAGGAAGUCCCGCCCAUUCCUGAAAACCGCUUUCUGCUAAGGCGAAGCCCCCAGCCGGCCAAAGAAGAGGAACCGGGAAAAGAACCGCGCAAGGAGGACUCUGGGAGAGAGCGGCCAAGAGAGAGAGAGCGGGAGAGAGACAGACCCACGACGAACUCGCGGCCAAAUCGCACAAGACUGGUUAUGACCAGGUCAGGGCGGAGAAUUAAGGGACGAGGACCCAGGCGUUAUCGGACGCCUUCUCGGUCUCGUUCACGUUCGUGGGAUCGGUUUCGACGCAGCGAGACGCCUCCACACUGGAGACAAGAAAUGCAAAGGACACACAAAGCAAAACCCAACACAGGUGCCACCCAGGAACGAUGGAUCAAAGGAGACAAAGGGGACAUGUCCGAGGGAAAGACAGAAGCCACUGAGCCAACUAGAGAGAAUAAAAUCGUUGGACAGGAAGAAUCAAAAAAGAACUCUGAAAAAGAAAAGAAAGCGGGAAAGCGUGAUAAAUCACGCAGUGCUUCCAGAGGAAGAGAGAGAAAGCGGGACAGACAUCGCUCAAAGAGCAGGGACCGGGAAGCACGGAAGAAGAGCGACGCUGACGCAGAGAAGAAGAAAGCUCGCAGCCGAAGCAAGAGUAAAGACAAGAAGAGAGAGAAGGAAGACAAGCGCGAUAAAGCCGAUGACAAACGAGGACGCUCCAGCAGCAAAGACAAGAAAGAAAAAGACACGAAAGAACGAAGGAAAGAGGGGGAACGAGAAGACAGAAGCAAGGAAGCAUCCAAACAACAUCCUGAAAGAAGUGAAAAGGAGAAGUCAAAAGAGGUUGAAAAGAAGGAUAACGGUGAGCAGCGUCGCGAUAGAUCGAGAAGCAAAGAACGGGUUCGCAAUGCCACGCGGAGGUCCCGAUCGAGGGGACGAGGACAACGCGGGCAGUCUCGCGACCGAGGGCGUGACAGACGGCGCAGCGGUAGUCGAGAUGGACGAUCGACUCGCAGGUCACGGAGCAGAGAGCGAGAUAGGGCUCGGGAUCGAGGGAGAGAUGCAGAAGACAAAAACAAGAGGAAGAGCGCCGAUGAGUCAAAGAGCAAAGAGACCAGAGGUCGAGACAGGAGCUCCAAAGAACGUUCCUCUCAGAAACAGCGGAGCAGGGAACGAGACGAUCGACAGAGCGCUAACAGAAAGAGAAGGAAGAGCCACAGUGGAAGCAGCGAUUCUGAAAGCGACGGAGAUAAACAGAAGAAGCGAAAACGGAGCGAGAGCCCGAAAUCAAAAGACAGACCUAGCCCGAAAUCAAAAGAGAGAGUGAAGGACAAAUCUAAAAGCCCAAGGAAAGACACAAAGAAAAAGGACUCUGGCUCUAGUGACAGCGACAGUGAUUGAGUCUGCAUGCGAAACUAAAAGAGACAGCUGACAAAUUUUAGUCAUUCUGCAAACUGGACAUCCCCCUCAGGCCUAAAUGCCUGAAGUAUUUUUUUUAACGCCUUGAUACAGACUGCAAAUUCCUCAUUCGUUUUACUGUUUGUCCUGCUUUUAUCUGCUAGCUGGAGUCUUUUAUUUUCCUUCACAAUUUCUCAGCAUAAAUGUUUAGCCAAGUUAAAGGUUCAUUAGUGAAAACGGUUGCUUAAAUAUUAAUUUUAUUUCUUCUGAAAUUUGAUUUUGUUUUAAAGGGGGUUUGUUGGGGACGUGUUUGCAUACCUUGGAGUUUUGUAAGGGCUUUGUGUUUGUAAAGAGAACGUAAUGUAGGUUCUGUUGAAUUUGAGAAAUAAAAAUGAUACUGAACCUAUGA